AUGGCGACGGCGGGCGUCCCGCAGCGCUUCUGCCGCUGCGCCUGCUUCUGCUCCGAGAACCUGUACGUGGCGCGCUACGGGCUGCACGUGCGUUUCCGGGGCGAGCAGCAGCUGCGCGCGGACUACGGCCCCAUCCUGCGCAGCCGAGGCUGUGUCACCCCCAAGGACUUCCAGCAGCUGUUAGAAGAGCUGGAGCAGGAGGUGGAGCGGCGGAAGCGCCUAGAGCAGGAGUCGGCUGCCAGGAAAGCCCUCAUCGCCAGCUCCUACCGCCCGGCACGGCCUGAAAUCUACAACCCCCUGCAGGAUGUGGCUCUGGCCCCCGAGUUUCUGGCCGCAGCUGAGUACAGCGCCUCGCCAGGUGCAAACCUCAAGGGCCUCCUCCAGCGGCUGGAGACAGUGUCGGAGGAGAAGCGGAUCUACCGGCUGCCGGUGUUCACCGCGCCGUUCUGCCAGGCGCUGCUGGAGGAGCUGGAGCACUUCGAGCGGUCGGACAUGCCCAAGGGCAGACCCAACACCAUGAACAACUACGGGGUGCUGCUCCACGAGCUGGGCCUGGAUGAGCCGCUGGUGACGCCGCUUCGGGAGCGCUUCCUGCGGCCGCUGAUGGCCCUCCUGUACCCGGACGGCGGCGGAGGCUGGCUCGACAGCCACCGGGCCUUCGUGGUCAAGUACGCCCCCGGCCAGGACCGAGAGCUGGGCUGCCACUACGACAACGCCGAGCUGACCAUCAACGUGUCCCUGGGCAAGGCCUUCACCGGGGGCGCCCUGUACUUUGGGGACCUGUUCCAGGUGCCUUCGGCCCUGGCCUCGCCCCUGGAGGUGGAGCACGUGGUGGGCCAGGGCGUGCUGCACCGGGGCGGCCAGCUGCACGGGGCCCGGCCCCUGGGCACCGGCGAGCGGUGGAACCUCAUCGUGUGGCUCCGGGCCUCCGCUGUGCGCAACCGCCUCUGCCCCAUGUGCUGCCGCAAGCCCGACCUGGUGGACGCCGAGGGCUUCGGCGACGGCUUCACCCGCGAGGAGCCCGCCACCGUGGACGUGUGUGCGAUGACCUGA
Molecule: messenger RNA, 1053 nt
Organism: Pipistrellus nathusii (Nathusius's pipistrelle)
Lineage: Eukaryota; Metazoa; Chordata; Mammalia; Chiroptera; Vespertilionidae
Source: the annotation of a GenBank genome assembly